Messenger RNA from Juglans microcarpa x Juglans regia, 2801 nucleotides. Its product is annotated as ADP-ribosylation factor GTPase-activating protein AGD4-like. NCBI's taxonomy places the organism in Eukaryota, Viridiplantae, Streptophyta, Magnoliopsida, Fagales, Juglandaceae. Gene Ontology annotation, cellular component: cytoplasm. The record is from RefSeq and is a predicted model, not a curated record. Gene Ontology annotation, molecular function: GTPase activator activity; protein binding. The transcript has 19 exons. The coding region runs from base 294 to 2648 and encodes 784 amino acids.
GACAUUCGGUGGUUGCCAAUAUGUACGGAGGAAGUUUUUUCUCCUAUGUGAACGUGAUUCAGUGAGGUCGUUGUCGUGUUUCAAGAGGCCUUCCCCAGUGUUUUGGUUGUCGAUCGGAUCCACAAAAACGAUUCCGCCAAUCGACAAAGUCACUCUCUCUUGACACGCCAUUCUUUAGCGACCCCUAGCCCCUGCUUUUCCGUUCGAUCUGAAAUUCUUCCGUCUUCCUUAGCUCAAAGAAAGAGAGAGAGCAUUGGUCUUCGGGUUUUUUGCCUCGAGACUCGAGCAGGAAAAUGUCGUCCUUUAUCAAGCUGGACGAUUCCCCCAUGUUUCUGAAGCAGAUACAUGCUCUAGAGCAGACAACCGAUGAGUUGAAAGAUCGUUGCCAAAGGCUAUAUAAAGGGUCUAAGAAGUUUAUAGCAGCUCUUGGGGAAGCAUUUAAUGGAGACUCUGCCUUUGCAGACUCAUUAGAAGCAUUUGGUGGUGGACAGGAUGAUCCUGUUAGCGUAUCCAUUGGAGGUCCAGUAAUGUCCAAGUUUAUUAAUGCAUUUCAUGAGCUGGCUACCCAUAAAGAGCUUCUUCGUUCCCAAGUUGAGCAUGUCUUGAUUGACCGUCUAACGCAAUUUAUGACUGUUGAUUUGGAAGAUGCAAAGGAAUCAAGUAGACGCUUUGAAAAAUCUAUUCAUGCCUAUGAUCAGGCACGGGAAAAGUUUGUGUCUUUGAAGAAAAAUACAAGAGGAGACGUUGUUGCAGCUUUGGAAGAGGAUCUACAGAACUCAAAGUCAGCUUUUGAGAGUAGCCGUUUCAAUUUAGUAAAUGCCCUGAUGAAUAUUGAAUCAAAGAAGAAAUAUGAGUUCUUGGAAACUAUAAGUGCAAUGAUGGAUGCUCACCUGAGAUACUUUAAGCUGGGUUAUGAGUUGUUGAGCCCAAUGGAACCAUUUAUUCACCAGGUAUUAACAUAUGCACAGCAAUCUAAAGAAAGGGCCAAUGUUGAACAAGAUAAACUUGCAAAAAGGAUUCAGGAAUACAGAAUGCAAUCUGAGCUGGACAACAUGCGAGCUUCAAGUAAUUUAGAGCAUUCCUCAGGUAUUAAUAACAUUCAUGUUGCUGGUAAGAGCUCGUACGGAAAUGUUGAAGGAAUCAUGCAGUCCACAAGUGGGGAGGUCCAGGCUGUCAAACAAGGAUAUCUAUUGAAGCGAUCUUCAAGUUUAAGAGGUGAUUGGAAGAGGAGGUUCUUUGUACUUGACAGUCAAGGGACUUUUUGUUAUUACAGAAUCAAGAGUACCAAACCUGUGCAGGGUUCUCAAUCAUACAAUUUUAUUCGCUCAAGUGAACAUAAUAGCAGCGUGUUUGGUAGAUUCCGUUCACGGCACAACCGGCAAGCAUCAUUUGAUGAUGAAAUUCUCAGCUGCCGUACUGUUGAUCUCUGCACAUCAACUAUAAAGAUAGAUGCAGAGGACAUGGAUCUACGUCUUUGCUUCCGAGUAAUUUCUCCAUUAAAAACUUACACAUUACAGGCUGAAAAUGAAGCAGAUAGGAUGGACUGGAUAAACAAAAUUACAGGAGCUAUUACAUCUCUUUUGAAUUCUCAUUUUCUUCAAAAGCUGCAUCCUGGAAGAAAACUUGUCAAGAGUAGCAGUGGUGCUUUUACUGAUGUUCAAUCACUAGACAGUCAUGAAAGUUUAAAAGAUGACACAAAAUUCAGUGAAGCUGAUUCGGUUUCUAGUAUCCUGAGAGCAAUUCCUGGAAACGAUAUUUGUGCAGAGUGCAGCACUCCUGAACCAGAUUGGGCAUCUCUCAAUCUCGGUGUAUUAUUAUGUAUUGAAUGCUCUGGUGUUCAUCGGAAUCUAGGCGUUCAUAUCUCAAAGGUGAGAUCUUUAACUUUAGAUGUCAGGGUUUGGGAACCUACUGUCUUGGACUUGUUCCGGAACUUGGGCAAUUCUUUUUGCAACUCCAUAUGGGAGGAAUUGCUUCUUCAUGAGAAUGAAAGGAUAGAUGAGUCAAGGACUAUGAUGGCUUCGGUUACAAAGCCAUGCCCCAAGGAUGUCAUUUCUUGCAAGGAGAAAUACAUUCAAUCAAAGUAUGUAGAGAGAUUGCUAGUCGUCAGAGAAGUAGGUGCAUCUGGGAUUCCUUCACAUGCUUCAAAAAUCUGGCAAGCAGUCAAGAGUAACAAUUUGCAAGAAGUGUAUCGUCUUAUUGUGACUUCUGAAAAAAGUAUUAUCAAGACUACCUUUGAUGACGUGGAUGGUGUUGAUAUAUGUCACCAUGUUGAUGUACAAGACUCGGAGACAAUGCAAAAGAGACAGUAUGAUCCAGCAGUGUGCGAGAGAAUCAACCACUCCAACGAGGCAGGGAACUGUCUUCAAGGUUGUUCCUUGUUGCAUCUAGCAUGCAACACUGGAAAUCCAUUGAUGCUUGAGUUGUUGCUGCAAUUUGGUGCUGAUAUUAAUAUGCGUGACUUCCAUGGAAGGACUCCUUUGCAUCACUGCAUCUCCAGUGGGAACAACCAACUUGCCAGACUUCUACUCAGAAGAGGUGCACGUUCAUCAAUUAAAGAUGGUGGGGGACUUAGUGUCCUGGAAAGAGCAAUGGAGUUGGGAGCAAUAACUGAUGAGGAGCUAUUUAUAUUACUUUCUGAAAGCGAGUAAACUAACACGGUCACCUCUUGUAAGUUUAUUUCAUCCUUUGUUUUUAACCCCCGCUUCCCAAUUGUCUGUAAUAAUGAAUGAAGCCUGGUACCACUUUGAUCGUUUGGAAUAAGAAAAGUCCCAAGUUUCUUAUUCAUUUAUUUUUGAGAUCUA